GGAUGGGUUUACUGUCAAUUCUGCGCAAACUGAAGAGUGCACCAGACCAGGAGGUGAGAAUCCUCCUCCUGGGACUAGAUAAUGCAGGCAAGACCACACUCCUGAAACAGCUGGCAUCUGAAGACAUCAGCCACAUCACACCGACACAGGGCUUUAACAUUAAAAGUGUACAGUCUCAAGGGUUUAAGCUGAACGUGUGGGACAUUGGUGGACAGAGGAAGAUCAGGCCGUACUGGAGGAACUAUUUUGAAAACACUGAUGUUCUUAUCUACGUCAUUGACAGCGCCGAUAGAAAAAGGUUUGAAGAAACAGGUCAGGAGCUGGCCGAGCUCUUGGAUGAAGAAAAGCUCAGCGGAGUCCCUGUGCUCAUAUUUGCUAACAAGCAAGAUUUGCUUACGGCUGCCCCUGCUUCGGAGAUUGCUGAGGGACUGAAUCUACACACGAUCCGUGACAGAAUCUGGCAGAUCCAGUCUUGUUCAGCCCUCACAGGAGAAGGCGUGCAGGACGGCAUGAACUGGGUCUGCAAAAAUGUCAAUGCAAAGAAGAAAUAGCCCCCCCUCCCGAGCUGCAUGGAAAUGGAGGAGCUGUGGAAGCUGAAUUCUAUCCUGGAAGCACUCGUUUGCUGCUUUCUGACCAAAUGUUUUUUCCAUCUGUGCCGAGCUACAGCUGUUAAAAAAAGGGAACAACAACAGUUAAACCCACUGCUGGAAUUGGACCUUUACCUGCUCUUUAGUACAGUUAUUUUUCCCAAUAAAGGAAUUGUACUUGCCCCCCCUCUGUAUAAAUAGUAUUAACUGUCUCCACACUCAUCUGGUUAGAAAAUGUGAUUUUAAACAAGAGGAAGCUUGUGAUUCAGGUUAGAGAAUUCCAGUGGGCUAGGGGCUUGGGCUUUGGCUUCUGCAGAGCCACUCUAGUCACAGCAUGCCCUGCCCCCACUGGUUCCACCGUCAUCCUGGCCAUUCUCAGAUGGCAGGCAAAGCUUUUCCCCAGUGACAAAUCAGGUGUUGUUUCGGUAGCAAGUGUGGGUCGUUAAAAGACGCAUGUCAUUUUGUAUAAGGUGGGUAGAAUUCUCAUGUCAUUCCUUGCCCCCGGUAGCCCUAAAAAGAACCUUCAUCUUAACCAGACACAGCAGUGACACCGCACCCCUCCCUAGAAGUGGGAGAGGCGCAUGUAUGUAUAACCCAAGCUCUUGACAGUUUGAAGGCAAGGGGGUGGGGGGUAGCUUUUCCUCCAGCUAAAGUAAAACGCAGGCCACCUCACGCUGGCAUAUAUGCGGUUAUCCAUGUUCAGUGCAAGGGUGGGCGGUUAUAUUUUUGAGAGUGGCCUUAGUAUUCCACAAACCCUGGCCAUCGAGGUAACUGUGCAGCGAAGCUCAGUUAAUUCCAGGUUUCAGUUCCUAGAACAAGGUAAAACCGCUCCCACUUUUUUCUUUUUUGAACACACAGUGUAUUUUCUGCCUUCUCUAAAAUCGUUCAGUUCAGGAGGUGCACUGGGGCUUGUGGGGUGAAAAUCUACAAUUGCUUUGUGGUGGGGAUAGCUUUCUGCAGUUGAUCCUAGGUGUCAUGAGGCUGGAGCCAUGAAACGGCCACUGUUGGAAAGAAUCUCCCAGUUUAGAAUGACUCCCUUGUAUGGUUAGGGAUUGGAAUAAUGGCAGAUGGGAAGCGGGAAGGAAAAAGCUUGCCCUAAGAUGAUGAUUCGUUUUCCCUUGGCUGACAAAUCCUACAGCUUCUUCAGUCUAAAUGGAUGUGUCAGAGGAGAGGAGAGGGGAGAGGAGAGAGGAGGUGCUAACUGGUAGGAAGGGAAGGGUGCUUGUCAUUUCUAGGUCCCCAGUUCAAAUCCAGCCCAAGUUGACAGGGACUAAGAGUCACUGGCCCCUGAAAGCAGCUGCGUCCAGUGCAAAAAGCAUCUGCUGGCUCUCAGUCCAGCUAGUUUUUAGCAUGCAGAUUUACAGAUUGUUUAAAAAAAAAAAAUCCACCAUCCUGAUUGGCAGCGUUGCCUGCAGCCUGAGCAUGAAGGCCAAAGAAUGACCACAGCCGUGCCCUGCCCUCUCAUUGCUAGGAGACGGCUUGGCGGGCAGUGUGGGAAAAGGUUGCCCUGCCUGUACCCUGGUGAUCCUGCUUUCUGGAGAGCCAGAGUACAUCUGUCUCCAAACCCAGAAGGAGAAUGGUGUGGAGAUUGAAGUGAUCUAGCCCCAGUUUAAAAACCAAAAGACUGGGGAAUAAAACAGGCUCAAGUGAAUUCCUAAGCGAUAGCUAAAUACGCAAAGGGACAUGGUUACAGCUUCGUGCAGAAUGAGCAAGGCGGCAGCAUAAGACAUGCAGGCAGAUCCGUUUAAAAUCAGCUUGUUCAGUAACUCUCACCUCCAGCUGCAGUACCUUACCCGGAACCCCAGGAAUCUUUGCAGCACAUGUUCCCAGGGGCUACUCGGAGUAACGCAUCCCAGCAUGUGUCUGAAAGGUCGCGUUUGCUUUGUUGUUAAUGCAUCCGCCUGCUGUAAACAAUCGCAGCUCUCUUACAAAGAGCGAGGUUGUGCUGUUUAAGAGGCUAAAUGCAAAGCUUCAGAAUAUGGGCUCCCAGCCUUGAAAUACGUCACCUUUGCUGCAUUGAAAGUGUAAUGUUUCUGAAAUGCUUCCGGACCCCUAAACGUCAACAGUUUAAAAAAAAACCCACACUCCUGUGACCUUAGCUCCCUGCCACUUUAAAAGAGCCUUGAGUUAGGCUCUUCCCUUCUCUUUGAUCACGUCUUUAACAAGCAGAAAAACUAUACUGCCGCGUUUCUUUUCAGCUAAGAAGCAGUUGAUAAUGUGUGUCGCAAUGAACUGUUUGCAUUUGAAAAGAUUUUCUGUUUUUUCCAUAGUCAGACAUAUAGACACUUGGAAAUUAUAUUUUUUUAAAUUUUUCUUGUAGUCCCAACGUUGAAGGGGGAAAUUGACUUUAUUGGUCAUUGAGUCCAGAAAUGGCUUGCUGGAUCAAUAGAUAUAUAUGCCUGCAUGUAGAGAUGCUUGCUUACAUCUUUGGUGCGGGCAUCUACUCACACAAUGCUCCCUGCUAAAAUCCAGGAGACACAAGUAAUCAAUCCGUUCAGGCAAUAAUGGAGAGAAUGUGAUAGUGUGAGGGGCUACCAGAGUUUUAUUUCCAUGUGUGUAGGGGAACUUAAGUAGAUCAUCCCAUACUGAUGACCAUAAACUUUCCCUUUGUGGUAAACAAGCCUCCAUGCAUCCACCGGGUGGGAAUUAAAAAGUACUUGAGAGACAAUUCACCUGCCAUCUCUUAUUUUAAUAUAUUUACAGUCCAUUCAACCCUGAUCAGCUAAGCAAAGCGUCUCUCCUCCCUCAACACCACCUGUCUAAACACAAAGCAUAAGACGGGUUACAACCAUCCGGAACACCUGCCAUCGUUGGGAAAAAAAAAUCUUCAUCGCACCGCCAGGGUCACAUUCAAUUUAUGCCAAUUAUGGUGUUUAGGUUUUGUCCUUCUGAUUCUGUCUGCUUUUUCCCCUUUUAAGGAAGUUUCUAUGGAAACAAACUGUCUCAUUGACAUGGGUGGAGCUUAUUCAUAGAUUUUAUAGCUUCAUAGAUUUCAAGGCCAGAAGGGCCCAUUACGAUCAUCUAGUCUGACCUCCUAUAUAACACAGACCAUUAAAUCCCACCCAGUAAUUUCUACAUCAAGCUCAAUGACUUGUGAUUGAAGUAGAAUCUCUCUUUUAGAAAGACGUCAAACCUUGAUUUAAGGACUCCAGGUGACAGAGAAUCCACCACAUACCUUAGAAGGUUGUUCCAAUGGUUAAUUACCCUCACUUUUAAAAACGUGCAUCUUAUUUCCUGUUUGAAUUUGUCUGGCUUCAACUUCCAGAUAAUGCCUUUGUCUGAUAGAUUAGAGAGCCUUCUGCUAGCUCUGUCUGGGUUCUUAGAAGGGGAAAGAUGGUGUAAUGGUUAAAGCUCUGGAUGGAACAUCAAUAGUUCUGGGAUAACACUGGCUUGAGACAUACUAAGUUCUCCUUUUACCCAUUUUCCAACUAUGUUCUGUGCACAUUCGGGAUUUUUGUAUUCUUUCUAGUUGCAAGUGAUCACUGUGCUUUCGUUAUUAAAUAUAUUUGUAUGAAAAUAGCACCCACUAGCCUCAUUCAGGAUCACACCCCAUUGCGCUAGGGCUCCGUACAAACCAUAUACAAAGAUGCAUUUUCUUUCCCUGGAGAGCACACAGGCUAAGCUGUCCAAUUCUGUCUUAUUUCAGGAUAUAAUCUGGCCCAUCCACGCUCUAUAGUUUGUUCCUUUUUUGAAUUUGCUCAAAAGGGGUAUUUGCAAUAUUUGGUCAUGUUGUAAAAUUCAGUGUAUAAUUUAGAUGUCUUUGUCAAUAAAUAAAAAUUUAG
Messenger RNA from Terrapene triunguis (Three-toed box turtle), 4369 nucleotides. It is a transcript of the gene ARL3, whose product is annotated as ADP ribosylation factor like GTPase 3. The transcript has 6 exons. Gene Ontology annotation, biological process: cilium assembly. Bases 3 to 551 code for a protein of 182 amino acids. Gene Ontology annotation, molecular function: GTP binding; GTPase activity. The record is from RefSeq and is a predicted model, not a curated record. NCBI's taxonomy places the organism in Eukaryota, Metazoa, Chordata, Testudines, Emydidae. Gene Ontology annotation, cellular component: cytoplasm; microtubule cytoskeleton.